Molecule: messenger RNA, 3093 nt
Organism: Thecamonas trahens ATCC 50062
Lineage: Eukaryota; Apusomonadida; Apusomonadidae
Exons: 3
Coding region: 1-2733 (910 amino acids)
Biological process (GO): positive regulation of autophagy; negative regulation of TORC1 signaling
Cellular component (GO): GATOR1 complex; vacuolar membrane
Molecular function (GO): GTPase activator activity
Source: RefSeq, a predicted model, not a curated record
AUGUCCGCGCCGGCUGCGCGGCUGUAUCGGUACUUUGCGGCCACGGCGCCUGCGGCGUCGGCUGGAGAGGCCGAGGACGGGGGCGUGGGCUUGGGCCUGGGCCUGGGCCUGGGCCUGGGCCUUGGCGGCUACGGGGUGCCGGGCGCGCUGGUACUGAUCUGGCUGGUGCUGGCGAUUGUGCCAGCGGUGCUGCUACUGGGGCCAUCGGGCGGUGCGCUGUGUGAGUUUGACUUUCGCGACGAUGCCACCAACGUGGCGACGGUGCUGGCGCUCGACGCGCUGCUUGUGGGCAUGAUGAUGCGUGUGGGGUGGGCGGCGUGUAGCCAUCGCGCCCUGCUCCCGGGCUCGGUCACGUGGGGCCUGCUUCUCGCCUGCCAGGUCGGUUCGCUCACGCUCUACUACCUUCGCAAGGUGAUCACCACGACCGACGCAACGUGCGGAACGGCCACCUUUGCACUGGCGGUCAUGGACACUCUCGUCAAGUGCGCCAACGUCUACUUUCUGAUGGCAUUCUACACUGAUGUGGCGCUCUCGGUCCCGGAGCUCCGGCUAGUCCUGCUCUUUGUAGUUGGCGAGCUGCUGGUUCUUCCUGUUGCCGGCAUUGCCUUUCUCGAAAACGCCACCCACGUCGACGCGGCGACAGGCCUGCUCAAGGUCGAUUGGGCCAUUGCAUGGAUGAUUGGCGCGUUGGGCGUACUCGUCACUGGCUUUGUCUGUGUAUUUCUCGCCGCCGAAGCCUACGCCUCGCGCAACAUCAUCCGCCGCCUGCGCCUUGUCCUCUACACCUUUGGCAUCUUCUUUGCCGUCCUCUCGCACCUGGUCACCUUUCUUGUCGGCCGACUCGACGGCGUCUCGCGCCUGUUCUUUGUCGUUCUCUUCCUCGGAACAGCACUCGUGUGCCUUGCCACCGAGCUCAAUGCAGCCUCGAUCCGCACCCGUAUUCCGAUCCUCGCCCUCGCCUUUACUGCCGUUUUCGUUGUCCUCCUCGCCACAACGAUGUCGGACACCCACUCGUCGUCUAUCCCGUCGGCGGCUGAGGUCUUCCUCCCACCGCCGUCGCUGCACCUGGCCGGAAGCACCGGGGACGAAGCCGAACACGUCGACGACGACGACGGCGACGACGGCGACCACCAACACCACCAAGAGUCACGACACGAGGAAAACGUUGGCUCAGCCGCUGCUGCUGCGUCUCUUUUUAAAGCCUCUGUUGACAACUACGCUGGGAACGACGACGACGAUGAUGAUGGCGACGACGGCGACGACGACGGCGAUGACGAUGACGAUGACGACGGCGACGACAGUAGUGACCAGGAAAGUUGCGAGUCUGAGCCGAUACCGGCGCAAAGUGUGGCGUGCCCCUCGCUGCUGGCGAUUGUGGUAUCCGAGUUCCAUGUGGUGCGCGGGCCGCGGGUGCUGUUUGCGGCACCAGCGGGAGCGAUGCCGCCGUCUGCGUUUGUGCGGAUCAAGGAGUUUGUCAUUCCCAAGCCGGAGCUCUUCCACAAGCUGGUGGAUGUGGCGGUGCCGGCGCACGGCCUGCGGUUGCUGUCGAUGGCCGUGAAUCUGGAGAGCGAGCACUAUCCACGCAACAACCUGCUUUUCAAUGUCGCAUUUGUGUUCACGCCGCGGGCCGACACGGCGCCGUUCCGUCCACUGCUGGCCAAGACAGCGGCGUUUCUAACGGCGCUCGAGAAGGAGAGUGCGUUUGUGUCGCGGCACACCAACAUGCUCAUCGAGGACGAGGACGAGGCAGGCGAGCCGUCAUCGCCGGCAUCGCCGACCGCGACAUCGGCCGAGACCGAGCCGCUGCUUGCGUUGGUCAACUCAGUCUUUGCGCAGCUCCGCGAGUCCGGCUCGGCCAACGUGACAGUUGACGAGCGCAACUCGCUGUUUCUCUCGCUGGACGUGUCGGUGGCAGCAGCGAGUGAUCGGGCAGCCGAGGUGCGGACGUGGGACGUGCCGCUGCUGGUUGCUGCUCUACCGCCGCAGCCGCUUCUUGACGAGUGGGGUAUCGCCCUCCUGGCCGUCCUUCCGUUUAUCGACGGCUUCAACUACGUCAAGCGCAUUGCGAUGCUUGCCGGUAUGGCCGAGGACCUCGCUGCUGAGGCCUGUGCUGCGCUGGUUGCUGCCGGCUACGUGGCGCUCGUGGAUAUCUUUCAGUUCUCCAACGUCUACCACACCACCCCUGUAUUCGACGCGCUGUACGAGCCUGGUUCGGCCCUAAUGGCGCAGGCGCAGAGGGUGCUGGCACCGCCCGGCGCGCCGCCGCCAUCGCGCAAGACUGUGCUCGAGCUGUACGCCGCGCUCCGUGCGCCGCGCACGCUCUCCGAGUUUUGCCUCUCGCACGAUCUCGACGCGCUCAACAUUGAUGUCCUUGUCCUCGUCCGCUUUGGCAUUCUGCACGGCAUCCUCCGCCGCGUCCAUCGCUACGUUCUCGCGCUUGAAGAUGCCAUCGACGCCGCCUCUGUCCCACCGGGCACGCUUGCGGCGUCGGUGGCGGUAUCGUCACCCGACAAAAUGCGCAGUAGCCGCAGGCGCGGCCGUGGCGGUAGCGGCGGCAUGCCGGGUGGGGCACGCCGGACUUGGGAUGCGCUCUCCCCGGCGCAGGCCGCCGCCUUGGUGGAGAUGGCUGAUGGCCAGCACCACUUUGACGCCAUGUGUACCCAGCUCAUGGUCCCUGCUGCCCAGCUGGAGGAUGUCUUUGCCGCGGACACCUUUGUCACCUUUCUCAAGUAGCAUGCAAUGGGCUGGUGGCUAACUCUUUACGGUACAGCGUGAUCACACCUGUCCACACCCUCAUACACCCGAGUUUGCUUCUGCACCCGAUGUCACUGCGACGGCACCGCGAUCCCCGCCAGCUACCACACGGUCAGAGCGAGUUCGACGCCAGUCGGCGCGUGCCAGGGCUGGCAAGAAGAGUGCGCACUGCGGAUUGCGUUGAUCGGCACAGCGCAUCAUGCUGCGGCGCCCUUUUGCAGCGAGAUGUACGUCACGUUGUUCCCACGGAGAAAGGCAUCGCCGUACGCCCGUGUCUUCUUGCCAUUGACAAACUCCUCGGUCUGCUCCAGCACCAGGUUCAUGAACCCGUCGAGCGAG